Molecule: messenger RNA, 4995 nt
Organism: Ictalurus furcatus (blue catfish)
Lineage: Eukaryota; Metazoa; Chordata; Actinopteri; Siluriformes; Ictaluridae
Gene: fam167b
Product: family with sequence similarity 167 member B
Exons: 2
Coding region: 129-650 (173 amino acids)
Source: RefSeq, a predicted model, not a curated record
CAUGUGGGCGGUCACACACACACACACACACACACACACUGCGCUUGCUCUCGCGCUAUAAAUAUUUUCCGCGCUCGUGUUGAGACCAGACUCGUCUCCGUUACGCGCGCGCACUCAGAGGCUCGGAGAUGGACAGUAAGGAGCCGGAGGAGAGCUCGGAGGAGGACCUGGACAGCGUGAAGGCGCUCACCGAGAAGCUGAAGCUGCAGACGCGCAGACCCUCUUACCUGGAGUGGCAGGAGCGCGUGCGCAGCGGACCGUGGAACGGCUGCCGAGACGCGCGCGAAGCGACCGUAACCGCAGAGCGCGAGGACCGCGACGGCCCACGAGACAUCUGCGGCUUCCGGUCCAUGGACGACGCGCUGCAGUGGCUCCGAAGCGAACUGAGGGAGAUGCAGCUGCAGGACCAGCGGUUGGCGCGUCAGCUGAUCCGUCUGCGUGGUGAGCUGCACCGGCUGAAGGUGGAGCGUGUGUGCGAUGGACAUCGGGAGAUGCUGGAUGACGCGGCGUUCGAGCUGGAGGAGUGCGGUGAGGAGUGUGACCUGCUGUGUGACGUGCCGCUCAAGGCCGCCUUCACCCUGUCCACACCGCUCAAGCACCUCGGCCUCACCAAGAUGAACCUCAACGCCCGCCGUUUCUCCCUCUGCUGAACAACUCCGGAUCCUCGAAGAGCGAACGAUCUCACGAGCUACAAAUAGACCAUGUAAGAGAUCGAGUCUUCUGUUCACAGCUCCUGAAGAUCUAAAGAUCUGUAGCUUUAAUGACGUCAGUGUCCAACACUUCUGAAAGCCAUAGUGCGUUUGAGAUGGGGUCUGCAGCAUACAAAAGAUCCCAGAAGCUACAGAAUUGUCGUAAAAGAAAAGAAAAAAAAAAACAGGCUGAGCUUCCAUAUUUUAGCUCUUGGAGAUCAGGAGUCUGUGGUUUUGCUAAUGUUCCAGGGUUGAAGCUCAGCGUAACCUUAAGGUUUUCUUUGCUAGAGAACGUGACGCCUUUAAAACACCCUUAUAAAGACCUUAAAAUACAGAUAUAUUACAAGCUACAGAAAAGCUACAGGAUUAAAUUAAAUUAAAUUUACAUUUCAAGCACUGCCAGGCCGUCUCUGCUGGGAAUUUGGUUAGGCUGACCCUGACCUUUGACCUCCAGCUUCCUUUCAAAUUGGAGUGACAAGAUGAAAACAAGAAAUACAACGGCACCAUUGUUGAUAAACAUGUACUAACCGUCCUCAAAGCAAACGAGGAUCAACAAAUUUAAUAAUAAUAAAAAAAAGACGAAUGGUGGCUGGAGAACACAAUUCCCAAGGAUAUAAGCCAUAACGCCUACCAAAGAUAAUCCAAGCCUCAGACUGUGGACACUAAUCUUCUUGAGCUCAACUUUUGGGACUCCAAUGUCUGUCAUGUGGCCUUAAUAUUGAGUGUCAUAACAUCAUGGGUGUAAAUAACACUAAGAAAGUCAAUAGAACCGAUGAAGAACAUCAUAUAAGUAGAAAAUGUAUUCACGAUUAAGGUGUGUGAAUGUUUUUUUUUUUUUUUUACUUAAAGCGGAACCAUACAAAAAUUCUUCUUCUUUUUCUUUCUUUCCAGCAUUAAAGUUUAUGCGCUUAGCUCAUUUUCUCUACUGAACAUAUAAAAAAGGACUUACUGUAUAUUACACGGGUUACGUUCAGGCGAUUUCGACCCGAGAACGAAACAGAUUAGAGAAGUAGUUAAUUAGUGGUUCAACUGACACCAACGGCUUGUUACAAAAAUACUCGAAUGUCACAUUACCGAAACAGAACGCAAGACCACAAAUAACACCGUCACUGUUUACGGAAAUAACGAAGUAGUUUUGGGUCAAGCAAAAGAUCCCAGUCUCUAACAUUUCCAUAACUACAAAAGGUAAAAACCCUGAAAUAUUUGACUGAGAUCAAGGAGGCCCAUGACAAUAGGGAUUUUGAAUACUGGCUUCUGAUUGGUCAGAAGGUGCUGAUUAAAUUUCUCUAACAGCAGCUCUGACAGUAGUGCAGCUGUUCAUAUUAAAGCGCUUGCUCUGAUACGUCAUCAUUUCUAAAGUAACAGCUCAUUCACAGGGACUCGCGUAAACCGUGUGUAAUCAUUGAUAUGGGCUUUCUGUAAAGAGACUUCAGUGUCAGCGCUCUGUAUCCGUCAGACGGAAAGCUGUAAUCUUACGAGGUUUCAGACGCCUCUAGGACAGAGGAGUUUACACUGCAGAGCUGUUUAUACUGUAGCUGCUAUAACAUAAGUGAUAGCAGGAACCUAACUUGUUUCCUAGACAUGCCGCAAACAGUAAACGCACAACUAUAAAUGAAUAAAAAAAGUAUGACCCUUCUUUAACCGAUGUAAUUGUUGGCAAGUUCCUGUAAUAUAAGGCGAAUAAAACACUUUGGGAUGUGCUGUAUUUGGAAAUUAGUCAACACCCCAUCGUUAGUUAUUUCCUUAUACUGUAACUGCACUCCUCUAGGGAAGUUCAGGCUUCAUGUACUUUGUUGUCACCAUGAAACCUAAUAUGGGCCUGUAAAAUCACUUGAGAUGAUGAAGAACACAGUGAUGCUUCUCCUGACAUCAGCUGAACACCGAUGUAAUUCCAGUCAUGAAGAAGGACAUGGACGUGAUCGUUGGCAUUGAGAUCGAAAUGUCGAAACAGACAUCGUUCGUGGAGCUGGAUUGAUUCUCACUCUCUUUCCUUCUCAUCCCGACCUGGCGGCUUCCCAAAAAUCCUGCUCAGAAUUCCGGACACUCCAUUACUUAAGCCCAAAAAUAACUAUAAGAGUCAGAUAUGGGGAGAGAUUAGUUACAGCUUGUACGCUGGACAAAAGACAAGCCGAACUGUUUAUCAUAUUGUUAAUAAAACCACAACUGUUCUAAAAUAAAUAAAUAUAUAUUUUUUUCCUUUCCAGGUUAAUGGAAAUGGGCAGUGGUGGCUCAGUGGUUAAAGGCUCUGAGUUAAUGAUCAGAAGGUCAUGAGCUCAAGCCCCAGUACUGCCAAGCUACCACUGUUGGACCCUUGAGCAAGGCCCUUAACCCUCAACUGCUCAGUUGUAUAAAUGCCAUAAAACGCCAAUGUAAAAAAUGUUAAUAAUGACGGCUGAAUGUGCAAAAGACUACAUGCUUUCAAUAAACUCACUAUGAAGCCCAAAUUCCUAAAGCUUUUUGUACACCAGUAUACACACAGAUUCAUAUAAAUGAUCCCAUCUGUAGAUAAAUGCAUCCAUAUCAUAGAAAGUCAUUUCAUGGGGAAUCCGUCAUGGGGAAAGUUUGGAAAGAUUUCUCAUUCAGGAAUAUGAAACUGGGAAUAAAUGUGGGAUAAAUGCAGCAGUGGUAGUAAAAAUUCCAACCUUCGACCGGGAAAAAGCAUAAAUAAAGCGCUCCUUAACUUCUGCAUAGGACGACAAUCAACACUCAACUACUUUUGACUUGUAAGAUGUGUAAAUAAUAAUAGUAGUAUUUACUUUAGAGCAAUCAACAUCAACAUAUUCGUUGGUUAAAUCUAUAAUGCUGACCGUACAGUUCGUGAUUUUGAGAAAUCUCACGAGCUACAGACAGACCAUGUAAGAGAUCGAGUCUUCUGAAGAUCUAAAGAUCUGUAGCUUUAAUGACGUCAAUGUCCAACACUUUAUACUCACAACACUUACAAAAGAUCUCAGAAGCUAGAGAAUUGUCAUAAAAAACAAACAGGCUGAGCUUCCAUAUUUUAGCUCUUGGAGAUCAGGAGUCUGUGGUUUUGCAAAUGCUCCAGUGUUGAAGCUCAGCGUAACCUCAAGGUUCUCUUUGCUACAGAAAAGCUACAGGAUUAAAUUAAAUUAAAGUUCAAAUUCAAGCCAAACCAGGCCGCCUCUGCUGGGAAUUUGGUUAGGCUGACACUGACCUUUGACCUCCAGCUUCUUUUCAAGUUGGGGUGUGUGCAGACAAACAAGACGAAAACAAGAAAUACAACGGCACCAUUGUUGAUAAACAUGUACUAACUGUCCUCAAAGCAAAUGUGGAUUAAUUCAUUUAAUAAAUACUCUAUACUCUACUCUCUAUAGGCUCAGAAGCAGGUCAAGCUAUUAAAACAUGAUGUGUAUUGCUAUACAGUGUAUUCCCUUAUCACACUCCGCACUGCAACACGUUCCUUCCGAUCCUCUAGCACCGCUAGACUGGUCCCACCAUCUCUCAGGUCACAAGGAAGGCAUUCAUCAAGACUCUUGACUGUUCUUGCACCUAGAUGAUGGAACAAACUUCACCUUCAAACAACAUUUAAAGACCCACCUCUUCCUAAAGUACUUAAAUUAGCCCCAAAAUUGUGUUGUCUGUGUGUUUUUUCUACUAUAUUACCUCCCCAAUAGAGUUUUUAGAUUGAUGGUAUUCUUAGUCCAUGACCUAGUGAACCAGUAUCAGGAUAUAUUUAUUGAUAGAGAUAAGGGCGUUUGCCAAAUGCCAUAAAUGUAAACGUAUUCAUAUUGACACUUAUCAUUUUACAUGCCAUUCUUUAGAUAAUUAAACAUUUACUCCAUCUUUUUCACAUCUGUAUUAGUCAUUUUGACCAAGUGGUUCUGAUUAUCUUCUAAUGACUGACCGGACGGUUGUGAGUACAAAUCCUAAAACUGCCAGAAAGCCUUUUUGUGUCCUAUUGACAGGCCAUGGGGUGCAUGGUGGCUUAGUGGUUAGCACGUUAUCCUCACACCUCCAGGGUCGGGGGUUGGAUUCCCACCGUGGUCCUGUGUGUGCGGAGUUUGCAUGUUCUCCCCAUGCUGCGGGGGUUUCCUCCGGGUACUCCGGUUUCCUCCCCCAGUCCAAAGACACGCAUGGUAGGCUGAUUGGAAUGUCCAAAGUGUCUGUAGUGUAUGAAUGGGUGUGUGAGUGUGUAUGUGAUUGUGCCCUGCGAUGGAUUGGCACCCUGUCCAGGGUGUACCCCGCCUUGUGCCCGAUGCUCCCUGGGAUAGGCUCCAGGUUCCCCGUGACCCUGAAGAGGAUAAAGCGGUAUAGAAGAUGGAUGGAUGGAUGAAAGACCAUGAAGCCU